UAGUUUUUGGAUGGGUGGAGUUGCUCUCAGGAAUCCCUCUUCUCUUCCUCCUCCUCCACAUCUCUCUCUUUCCUUUUCUUUUCCUCUGCUGUGUUCUGGAUUUCUUUUCUUGAACUUGAAUCCUCUUGGUCCUGGUCUCCAACUCAACUAGAAAGAAAAGCUAUUUGAAAGAUUUGAAAGGAAAAAGGAGUGGGAGAACCAUCAAAGAGUCACUGGAUGAUGAUUUGAAGCAAGAAGGGAAGAGGAAGGAAAUCAAAUUAGCUUUUGUUGCUUGUAGUAACCUUUUAAAACUAGGGUUUAGUUUCAGAUCUCAGCAUGUAUGUCUUGUAAAAGGUGAUAUAUAUGUAGUUCAUCAUGAGUGAAUCAUUGUAGUUUGUGUCAUCAUCCACUAAUUAAAUAUAUAGAGAGAGGGACAGAGAGAUGAUAAGAGGUUUGGUAGUGGAUGAGAAUAUGUCCAAUUUGACUUCUACAUCUGGUGAAGUAAGUGCUUCUUCAGGAAGCAGAAUUGAAUACCCACCACAACAGUCUGUUGCUUCAUCAAAUCAAGCAGCACCUCAAAAGAAGAAGAGAAGCCUUCCAGGCAAUCCAGAUCCAGAAGCAGAAGUCCUAGCUUUAUCUCCCAAGACACUGUUGGCCACCAACAGAUUUAUCUGUGAGAUCUGUAACAAAGGGUUUCAGAGGGAUCAGAAUCUGCAGCUUCACAGAAGAGGGCAUAAUUUGCCUUGGAAGCUGAAGCAAAGAACAAGCAAAGAGGUGAGGAAGAAGGUGUAUGUCUGUCCAGAGCCUACAUGUGUGCAUCAUGACCCAUCAAGAGCUCUUGGAGACCUCACUGGGAUCAAGAAGCACUUCUGCAGAAAGCACGGUGAGAAGAAGUGGAAGUGUGAGAAAUGCUCAAAACGGUAUGCCGUUCAAUCAGAUUGGAAAGCUCACUCCAAGAUUUGUGGCACCAGAGAGUACAGAUGUGACUGUGGAACCCUCUUCUCCAGGAGGGACAGUUUUGUCACCCACAGAGCCUUCUGCGACGCUUUAGCAGACGAGAGUGCCAGAGCAAUCACCACUGCCAACCCACUUCUCUCCUCCGCACAACCGUCGGCCGGUUCCUCUUCAAUGUCCAAUUUGGUCAAUCUACAGCAACCCCUCUCGGUGAAGAGAGAACAGGAUCAUCAUUUUAGCGGAAAAACAGACAGUGUUAUUCCCUCGUGGCUAGCUUGUCCACCGGGAGUAGAAGUGGGUCCAGGUCCUUUUCCGGCGUUAGAUCUUUCAUCUUCACCGUUGUUUCCCUCUGCGAGUUUUGAAAACCCUAGUUCUGCACUUCCUCCCUUCCAGGCUGCUGCUAGUACGGUUUCUCUGCACAUGUCUGCAACUGCCCUCCUACAAAAGGCGGCACAAAUGGGCGUGACCAUGAGCAAACCCUUACCGUUGUCUGAAACCACCGCACGUGAAGACAUGGGAAGUGGGUUGACGUUUCCUGAUCAUCACGGCUUGGCAUCAUUCGGGAGCAAAGCUUCCAAUUUCAUGGAACAGACAAGUGCUAGUGCUACCGGAGGAGUAGCGGCAGCAGCUCCAUCAUUUCUGCAUGGCAUGAUGAGCACUUUGGCUCCGGUGGGUGGGUUUGACGGCUCCUCUUCCCAUUUCCCUCAGACUUUCACUGGGAUGUUGAAUCCUACACAGAGAGACUACAAUUUUCAAGAAAAUCUCCUGAAAACGACGGAAUCCCGAGCAGGCUUAGGAGUACACGACGGCUUGACCAGAGAUUUCUUGGGUCUAAAGGCUUUUCCAGCUGGACUUAAUGCCAUGAACAAUCCUUCUUCUUCAGUUUAUGGGCAACACAACCAGCAGGGUCAAAUGUCGUGGCAAGGUAAUUAGGUUAAGCUCCAAGGUGCAAUCUUCACCUUUUUCUUUGGCAAAUUAAAAGAGUUCUUCAAUAUAUAUAUAUAUAUAUAUAUAUAUUUCAAUCUUUUGUUCUUCUCAUGAGACUGAGGAGAAAGAAGAAAGCAAAACUGCAACUUAUUUUUCUGUGGUAAUAUCAAUAUAUACAGCAACAAUAC
Messenger RNA from Rubroshorea leprosula, 2048 nucleotides. NCBI's taxonomy places the organism in Eukaryota, Viridiplantae, Streptophyta, Magnoliopsida, Malvales, Dipterocarpaceae. The record is from the annotation of a GenBank genome assembly.